AUGGAUCCCUCAAGGACCCUGGUUGCAUUCCUUCUUGAGACGGAUCCAUCAGUCACCACAGUCCAGCUUAUUGGCUCCUGGGACAAUUUUUCCUCAUGUUAUCCCAUGGACCGCGACGCCCGGCGCGGUCGCGGCCAUUGGCGAGGCUGUCACUCCCUCCGCGACCACGUUUGCGACGGCGCUGGCAGUCGAUAUAAGAUGCACACAGGCCUUGCCAUGGGUCACACCUACUAUUAUUAUUACGAGUUGAAUGGGGCUACAGAAAUGUGCAAUCCUUCAAUGCCUUCUACGACGUCUUGUCCGUACCUUCCGGGCCAAAAAGUGAAUACCUUAUAUAUACCCGAGGAAGCCACCAGUCGGACUCGGCGUGCUUCACUAUCAUCGCUAUCAGAAGAAUACUUUCGAACCAUGGAUCCUCACUCCAAAUUUGUUACGCCGCAACCCGCUGCUCCUUCCCAUGCCGAGCUGUCUAUCCGCCGCACGGGUACCGCUGCUCCCGCUCUCUCCACAGACUUUGCCUUCACCAAAGACCGUUCGCUCUCAGCCAGCUCUCCCACCAAGUCUCCUUGGAGACGCUUCUUCGACAGAGCUCUCAUUUCUCGCUCAUCAGAGAACCGCCGUUGCUCAGCCAACAACGACGACCACCGCAGCCUGACAUCUCCCUCCUCCUCCUCCAACUACGACAUUCGGCCUCAGACGUCGUCGGAAGGGACUCGCACGCGCGACAUUUCUCCCGCAUCCUUGCGCCGCCUCCUUGUUGAGGAGAUAGACACAUCGGUGCAGCCCGUUUCACGCGGCAGUCUGACCCCGUCGGCCAACUCUCGCACACCAAGCUUUGACGAAUUGGAUCAAGUUGACGAAGAAGAGGACGACUAUUUUGUGGGAACAACAAACGAUUUGUCCAUGUACGCCGCAGAAGAACCAUUAUUCACCACACGGCUCUCCCCGCCCCCGUUUAGGAGAGGUGUGUCCCCGGUCACGGCGACAAGCUCUUCUGCCCAAACUGUCGUGCCAUCACCACGGAGCCCGCAACCCCCUCUUCAAUCCGGCGAGGACACUCCAAGUGGCCUGUUGAUAUCGCCGGUUCCUCAACAACCACUGGCGCGGCUGUCGAUGCCGGAGAGCCCGAUUCUCUCCGUGAUAGACACAGAUUUCCACUCGGCAUGCCCGUCCUCCACUCUGUCGAGCGCCAUGAACUCGCCUGCCUCUCCGACGUUGGGUGAGUUUCCGUCGUUCUACGACGACACUCAGGACGAUGAUGACGACAUUGAUGAGCGCUUCCCAUUUUUCAGUCACGAAGAGACGCGUUUCAGCAGUACAGCGGCCAAAGGCAACAGACAUGCCAAGGUUCCCUCAACGGCGUCCUUUUCAAGGUACUGCCUUCCGCAGCUGGUCUUUUCGACAGACAAGCUGCCCUCUGCGGACAAUACACUCUCUACAAGCCCACACUUCACCACGGUUAGCUCGCCGCUGCUUAUGCCGCGGUCGGGCGAGCCGGUUGGCGAGAAUGGCAGCUCCAACUUGCUGGGCUCGAGCCUGGACGUCGGUCUUGGCGACUUUGCCAGUGAGCUCAGAUGGGUGGCUGAUUCGAUUACGAGUCGUCGCUAG
This is a messenger RNA of Akanthomyces muscarius, 1608 nucleotides long. RefSeq lists its product as uncharacterized. The record is from RefSeq and is a predicted model, not a curated record. The transcript has 3 exons. The coding region runs from base 1 to 1608 and encodes 535 amino acids. NCBI's taxonomy places the organism in Eukaryota, Fungi, Ascomycota, Sordariomycetes, Hypocreales, Cordycipitaceae.